Molecule: messenger RNA, 297 nt
Organism: Lactuca virosa
Lineage: Eukaryota; Viridiplantae; Streptophyta; Magnoliopsida; Asterales; Asteraceae
Source: the annotation of a GenBank genome assembly
AUGUCGCAAGCCUCCAUCGCCUCCACCUCAAACAACCGAAUCAUGUGCUACUGUGGGCUCCCGAGUCGGAUUCGAGUCUCCACGGCACCACAAAAUCCGGGGAAAAGGUUCAGAACGUGCCCUAAUUCGUUGAGAGCAGGAAGAAAGUGUGGAUUUUGGGAAUGGGUUGUUGAAGAUCCGGUCACUGAGGAGCUUUUGGGUCUUAGUCAUGAGCUGAAUGAAAUGAAGAAGAAGAUGAAAUGGCAUAAAGUAGCUUUGAUUGUCUUGUUUGUAUUGUACUUUGUUAAGUUAUAUUGA